Messenger RNA from Anguilla anguilla (European eel), 2558 nucleotides. It is a transcript of the gene rfx4, whose product is annotated as regulatory factor X, 4. Gene Ontology annotation, molecular function: RNA polymerase II cis-regulatory region sequence-specific DNA binding; DNA-binding transcription factor activity, RNA polymerase II-specific. The record is from RefSeq and is a predicted model, not a curated record. Lineage: Eukaryota; Metazoa; Chordata; Actinopteri; Anguilliformes; Anguillidae. The transcript is spliced from 18 exons. Bases 231 to 2438 code for a protein of 735 amino acids. Gene Ontology annotation, biological process: regulation of transcription by RNA polymerase II.
ACUUCUCCUACCCGCCCCCCCUCGGCCCCCCCUUUCCUGACGACCCCAGCAGCACCCCGGGUUUGUGGAGUCUCUUCCCUGCGCGGGUCUGGCGGACGUGUCAGUGCCACAGCCAGUGCGUCCGCAGGCAGGCAAGCAGGCUCGAGCAGCGCAGUCCGGAGGGAGCCUCAGGCCUUGGACCCACGCCGCCAUUUCUCCCAGGGAACCAGAGCGCUGCGCAUGGGAACACGAUGCAUUGUGGGCUGCUGGAGGAGCCUGACAUGGAUUCCACAGAAAGUUGGAUUGAACGAUGCCUGAGCGAAAGCGAGAGCAAGCGGUACUCAAGCCAUACCUCCUUAGGGAAUAUGUCCAACGACGAAAAUGAGGAAAAGGAGAAUAAUCGAGCAUCUAAACCUCAUUCAACUCCAGCUACUUUACAGUGGCUGGAGGAGAACUACGAGAUGGCGGAGGGCGUGUGCAUCCCACGCAGCGCCCUGUACAUGCACUACCUGGACUUCUGCGAGAAGCACGACACACAGCCCGUCAACGCAGCCAGCUUUGGCAAGAUAAUAAGACAGCAGUUCCCGCAGUUGACCACACGCAGGCUGGGGACGAGGGGACAGUCAAAGUACCACUACUACGGCAUCGCGGUGAAGGAGAGCUCGCAGUACUACGACGUGAUGUACUCCAAGAAGGGGGCGGCGUGGGUGACGGAGACGGGCAAGAAGGAGGUGACCAAGCAGACAGUGGCCUAUUCACCGCGCUCCAAGCUGGGCACUCUGCUGCCAGACUUCCCAAAUGUCAAAGAUCUAAAUCUGCCUGCCAGUCUGCCAGAGGAGAAGGUCUCCACCUUCAUCAUGAUGUACAGAACUCACUGUCAGAGGAUACUGGACACCGUUAUACGAGCAAACUUUGACGAGGUGCAGUGCUUCCUGCUGCACUUCUGGCAGGGCAUGCCGCCCCACAUGCUCCCGGUGCUGGGCUCGUCCACUGUGGUGAACAUCGUGGGAGUGUGCGACUCCAUCCUGUACAAGGCCAUCUCCGGGGUGCUCAUGCCCACUGUUCUGCAGGCACUGCCCGACAGCCUGACGCAGGUGAUCCGGAAGUUUGCCAAACAGCUGGAUGAGUGGCUGAAGGUGGCGCUCCAUGACCUGCCCGAGAACCUGCGCAACAUCAAGUUUGAGCUGUCGAGAAGAUUUUCGCAGAUUCUGAGACGGCAAACAUCUUUAAACCACCUUUGUCAGGCCUCCCGGACGGUGAUCCACAGCGCAGACAUCACCUUCCAGAUGCUGGAGGACUGGAGGAACGUGGAUCUGAACAGCAUCACCAAGCAGACGCUGUACACCAUGGAGGACUCUCGCGAGGAGCACCGCAAGCUCAUCAUCCAGCUGUACCAGGAGUUCGACCGGCUGCUGGAGGAGCAGUCUCCCAUCGAGGCCUACAUCGAGUGGCUGGACUCCAUGGUGGACCGAUGUGUGGUGAAGGUGUCCGGGAAGCGGGUCGGCUGCUUAAAGAAGGUGGCGCAGCAGUUCCUGCUCAUGUGGUCGUGUUUCGGCACCAGAGUGAUCCGGGACAUGACCCUCCACAGCGCCCCCAGCUUCGGGUCCUUUCACCUUAUCCACCUGAUGUUCGAUGACUACGUGCUGUACCUGCUGGAGUCGCUGCACUGCCAGGAGAGAGCCAACGAGCUGAUGAGGGCGAUGAGGGGCGAUGCCAGCGCAGCAGACAGGCAGGAGGAGCUGAUGUUGGUAGAGGCCACGCCCCCUCCUGCAUCACCAGGACCCUACUCCCCGGCGAAGUCCGUCACGUCCGUGGGGAUCCCCACCGCACAGUCCCCUGGGACUGCGCAGUCACCUGAGUACACCGGCGUCACGACAACCACAGCAGGUGCAGUUCAGUCAUAUACCUGGUCCCUUACGUACACAGUGACGACGUCGGGAGCCACGCCCCCUGAGGGAGGGCAGCAGCUGUCCUGCAUGCGCAGUGGCCCCGCCACCCCAACAGGCUCCGCCCAUAGGAUGCCCGUCUACGCCCAUCGUGAUGAACAUGGGUACACAGGCUAUAAUUACAGCAGUUAUUCCAAUCAGCACCACACCCCCAUCCAGACCCAAUACCCCUCCCUACACCACGAGCCUGGAAUAACCACGCCCCUCCACUACCCCGCCUACCACCGCAGCUCCCCCCAGUACCCGCUGAACAGCCAGAUGUCCCGUAUGGAGCCAUGCCUGAUGGGGGGGGGCCCGCGGCUGCACCCCACCCCCGUGGCCCCCAGGUGGCCGGACGUCCCGCCGGCCAGCGGCUGCUACAGCAGCACCCCCGUGCACUCGUCCCGCUACCCCCCGGCGGGGGAGCUGUACUCGCCCCUGGCCCCGCGGCGGAACUCUGAGUAUGAGCACGUGCAGCACUUCCCCGGCUUCGCCUACAUCAACGGCGAGGCCAGCGCCGGCUGGGCCAAGUGACCGCGGCGGGGACGCCACCGCCAACACCAACCUGCACCGCCACCGCCAACCUGCACCGCCAACACCAACCUGCACCGCCACCGCCAACCUGCACCGCCAACACCAACCUGCACCGCCACC